CGUGUGGGUCAGCCUGAAGCUCUAUUUACUUCUAAUAACAGCAGGCGAAAUUAGAGCAGUGUGACGAAUAUUUAAAAAGACUGCUUCACCUUCAUCCGUAGAGAAAACAGACCUCUUUCUGCAAUCACUAGACACCUUUUCUACUCAUCCCGACCAAUUCUUUAAUGGGAGAGAUGAAAGACAGUCAUACUGUCCCAGCUUUUGUCAGCAAACUUUGGACACUUGUCGAUGCUCAUUCAAUGAAUGACCUUAUUUGCUGGAGCCAAGAUGGCUGUAGUUUUCUUGUCCAGGAUGAGCUGCGGUUCAGCAAGGAAGUCCUGCCCCUCUACUUCAAACACAACAACAUGACCAGCUUUGUGCGGCAGCUGAACAUGUAUGGCUUUCACAAGGUGGUGCAUGUGGAUGCUGGCUUGCCCAGAGCUAAUGGGCAGGUUGAUCGUGUGGAGUUUCAACAUGAGAACUUCCGGAAAGCUCAACCUCAUCUGUUGGGCCUCAUCCGCAGGAGGGUCUCAGUAAGCCGUGGAAUAGAAGAGGGAGGGCAGGUUUCUCAGGUACUCGUUCAGGUUAGUCAUGUCAGAGGCUGGCAAGACUCCUCAGACAUCAAACUCAUGGCUUUGUGCAGGGAUAAUGAGCGCUUGUGGAGAGAGCUGGACUUCUUAAGACAGCAAUAUCAGCAGCAGCACAAAAUCAUACGCAAGAUUAUAAAGUUCAUCAUCAACAGCGUCCAGUCAAAUGGGCUCAAAGGCUGCAAAAGGAGACUCCCCAUGAUUGACAGUUCUGGGGAAUUUCAGUCCGCGCCAAAAUAUGCCCGUUCAUUCAAUGUGAAUUCCACCCUAAACGUCUCCCUCCAAGAGAUCCCUCCUUUGCAAGAGCUGGAUGUGCCACCUGCAGAUGUAUUUUCAAAUGGAAUGGUCAUCUCCGAUAUCACCCACCUGAGGGAUUCUACAUCUGAGCCUGCCAGAGAGCCAGUGUCAGAAAGCCUCCCCACCCUUCUCUCCUUAUCCCCUGCCUCUCCUGCUCUACCCUCUAUGGAGCUGGCUUUUUCUUUGCUUGAUGAACCUGCUGCCCAGGACUCUGAGGAAUUACCCUUGGAGAGAAAUGAUGUCUCUGAUCCACUGGCUCUUAUUGACUUCAGUUUAGAAGCUAUCCGCUCCUGUGAUUCACCUUCACCAGACCUGGAAAGUUUUAGCAAGCUGCUUAGUCCUAGUUGCCACAUCUCUGCAGGUAAAGACUCAGAAGAUACAGAAACUGAAAGGAGAAACAGAGCCCAGAAUGGAACCGACAUGCUAUCUCACACUGACACAGUUCUAAAACAGAAGUCCAUGCAGCAAGACUCAGGACUGGAUCAGGAGAACUAUGAUGGUGGAGAAUGCUCUGAUUUCUUACCAUCCCUGCUGCAGUUGGCACAGGAAGCAUCCAGUCUCUCCUUUAGUACUGCUACACUGCCUUUAGAGCUCUCAUUUGUCAUUUAAACCUCAGAUGCAUGGACUGUGGAUCACUUACAAACUACCUAGUAACAGCAGAGAGUGAUUCAAAGUGAGACUUUCAUAAAUUAGGUGAUACUGUGAAAUGGUAUCUGCAAAAGUCUGAUCAAGAGUUGAUAGGUUUCCUAUUUGAUGAUGGGCUGCUGGUUUAAAUCAGAAGUUAGCAUUUGUGUGGGAGCUGCUGAGAAAUUUUUUCCUCUGGUGGUUGACAAUAUGAGAGAGGUUUUGUGGAUUAAGUGUGCUGCAUACUGAAACCCAACUUUAAACUUCUAAUGAGUAACUGAGCAUCUAUGAACUUCUCUUUGAUUUGGCACACUGAAUUCUGCAUGUGCUCUUUAUACGUAUUUCCAACUAAAGUGGAUGAAAUGCUAUAGAUGCAUCACAGACAUAGAUUAAGAAUAUAUGUACUGUAUAUAGCACUAAAACUUUGGAAAUAUUACAUUGUGAAAUCAUGUACAAGAAAUGAAUAUGAGAUUUGUAAUGUUAUUAAAAAUGACAUGGCUCUGUAUAUAUCCUAAUUAAAAAACAGUUCAUCACUAAUACA
Messenger RNA from Myxocyprinus asiaticus (Chinese sucker), 2028 nucleotides. Its product is annotated as heat shock factor protein. The coding region runs from base 165 to 1472 and encodes 435 amino acids. The record is from RefSeq and is a predicted model, not a curated record. The transcript has 12 exons. Gene Ontology annotation, molecular function: sequence-specific DNA binding; DNA-binding transcription factor activity. Lineage: Eukaryota; Metazoa; Chordata; Actinopteri; Cypriniformes; Catostomidae. Gene Ontology annotation, biological process: regulation of DNA-templated transcription.